This is a messenger RNA of Cooperia oncophora, 567 nucleotides long. Lineage: Eukaryota; Metazoa; Nematoda; Chromadorea; Rhabditida; Trichostrongylidae. The record is from the annotation of a GenBank genome assembly.
AUGGAGCCCUCAACAUCACGGGAGGAUGGAUUCCUUGGAGCACCGGUUUUAUUCCAUCCAUUUCAUGGUGAAAACAUCGAGCUCCUAGAACACAGAAGAAGAGCACUGCGACGCGUCAGCUUCGAAAAGGGUGUCGUCUUUUCCGAACGCGCUCUGUUGGAAGGAGAAUGUUUUUUCAUAUCAAUUGAGGGUGUAGAAGGAGGAUGGUCAGGUCAUUUACGAAUUGGACUGACGACAAUUGAUCCGGAGACGAGACCCUCUAUAAUAAUCCAUGUCGUGUUGAAUGGCUUUGACAUCUGCCCGAGUUUCGGGCCCAUUCCUUCGAAUGUUCCAUUUUUCGCCGUUGUUGAUGUUUUUGGCAGCACGAAAGAGGUUCGAGUUGUGUACCCGGGUCCACGCAUGCCAGCUCGUUUGUACACUCUUUGUUCGGAUCGACUGCGAUGUCUGUAUAAUGAGAGAAAGUGUUCUUUGUCUAGACUACCGGCUCCCUUACGCAGCCAGCUAGAGCAGGAAUGGAAUAAGGAGGCGCGAGAUUCCUCGUAUUAUGACUGGGAAGGAGUGCGGUAG